Mycena citricolor is the source of this 947-nucleotide messenger RNA. The record is from the annotation of a GenBank genome assembly. NCBI's taxonomy places the organism in Eukaryota, Fungi, Basidiomycota, Agaricomycetes, Agaricales, Mycenaceae.
GCUCGCUCUACACUGGCGUAGAUGCGACUAGUGUGACCGAGGCACAGACGAGUUAUAAAUGGUCAUUUGCGUCGAAGCGCUCGCGUGCAGAUGACGAUGCACUCCGUGCUGUGCGUCAAGAAGUGGGGGCCGCAACAGAUGGCCGCGAAUCUGCUACUAAUUCAGCGCCUGGGUCAAGCCGCGUCCGGGGACCCACGCUCCCAUCGUCCGCCGACCUCGUUUACGCUCGCGAACUAGAACGCGAGAAUGAUGAUCGGGAUCGCGGUCUGAAGCGAAAGCGGGAUCGAGCAGACGCCAAGGACCGGGUCGAAGACAUGGUAGGCCCGAAAGAAGUUGGGCGGGAAGGCAUGCUGGAAAAGAAACGGGCGAAACGAGAAUCUGAUCGAGCGUUCCGUGAUAAAGCUGAUGAGGGAUUGGAGGCAGACGAAUCGGUUCUGAUUGGCAGCGGCGACAGUUUCAAAGACCAAAUUGCUCGCCGAGAUGCCGCACGUAAACGGCACGAAGCAGCCCGGGAAGAGAAGAUAUCAGCUUCACGAGAACGAACUCAAGCUUUGAGGGACAGGGAAGACAAAACGAUGGCCAUGUUCCAAGCCCUUGCGAAGCAGCGAUAUGGUUGAGAUGGUAUGGUGUGGUAUUACAUGGUAUGGCAUGACAAGACACAUGUGUGAUAGUACGAACGCGAGAUAUGCGGCGCAUAGAAUGGUGGCACGAUGUCGUACAGGUUUGCUAUUCCUAUCGUCCCCAUGCACGAUCUUCAGGAUCCAGCAUCUCAGGCUACCCGCAGCAGUCAGCUGGCCGUCAUUGGCAACGCCCGUAAAUCAUCACGUACUUCUCGCCCCCUGGGAUUGCUUGCAGGCGCCUUUCGUUUCCCCAGAGUCAGGAAUCUGAGCGUCGACUUGGAUGAAUUUCGUGCUGGUGUGUACGGUGGUGGUGGUGCUACAGCCUGG